ACAAGAAGCAAACCGGCGACUCAGCAGACUACAACACCAAGAACAGCUCCAGCCAUGAUCCGCAGAGGGGCCCAGCUCACAGUGCGCCUCCCGAGGCAGGCAAGAGGCGUAGCAGAUAUCAUGAUCUCCCGGACUGGCAAGACCAUCAUGCGGCAUGGCCCCGGAGGCAGGUCCUCCAGCAAUGGACACACCGCCACCGUGUUCGGUGCAACAGGCUUUCUCGGCCGCUAUCUCGUCGCACAACUUGCAAAACAAGGCACGACCGUCGUUGUGCCCUUCCGCGACGACUUCUCCAAGCGGCAUCUUAAGGUGAAUGGCGACCUCGGCCAGGUGGUCAUGAUGGAAUUUGACUUGCGCAACCGCAAGAGUGUUGAAGACAGCGUCAAGCACUCCGACGUAGUCUACAACCUCAUCGGCCGCGAUUGGGAGACCAAGAACUGGACAUUCGAGCAAUUGCACGGACAAGGUACCGAGCGUAUUGCAGAAGCUUGUGCCAAGUACAACUCCUCCUCUGGCUUCCUUCGCACCAAAGCACUCGCAGAAAAGGUGGCUCGUGAUAUCUACCCAGAAACAACCAUCGUACGGCCGUCCGUCAUCUACGGCUUGGAGGAUCGCUUCUUGAACUAUCUUGCAACUGCCAAGACCUUGCUUACAGGAAACCACAUGCAAGAAAUCGUCUAUCCAACCUUUGUCCGCGAUGUAGCGCGUGCAUUGGAGCACAUGAUGCACGACGACUCUACGGCCGGACAGCUCUAUGAGUUGCACCAGAAAGCGCCCAUGACCGUUGCUGAGAUCACUGAGAAGAUCUCUGAAAUCACACUGAAGAAGCCCCGUCACUACAACGUGCCAAAAGUCGUGCUUCAAACAGCAUCCAAGGUGCUCGACAAGGCGCUUUGGUGGAAUGUCCUGUCGGCUGACCAGGUGGAGAGACAGUUCAUCAACGAGAAGCUGACUCCGGGUGCCAAGGGCUAUAGCGAUCUCGGCAUCCAGGAGCAACAGCUCGAUGCACAGACGAUGCAAUGGCUCAAGAUGUACCGCUCAAACACAUACUAUGAUCUGCCUGUCAACCCGAACGACGGCAAAGUCAAGCCUGGAGUCAUCCACGUCACAGAUUAGAGGGCUGUAGUCAUAUUUGCCUUUGUGCCUUUACCUCUAGCUCCAGCCUGUUCCCUUCGUGAAAUUCG
Molecule: messenger RNA, 1184 nt
Organism: Protomyces lactucae-debilis
Lineage: Eukaryota; Fungi; Ascomycota; Taphrinomycetes; Taphrinales; Protomycetaceae
Exons: 3
Coding region: 55-1116 (353 amino acids)
Cellular component (GO): mitochondrion
Molecular function (GO): protein-containing complex binding
Source: RefSeq, a predicted model, not a curated record